Mucor velutinosus is the source of this 639-nucleotide messenger RNA. RefSeq names its product 60S ribosomal protein L38. NCBI's taxonomy places the organism in Eukaryota, Fungi, Mucoromycota, Mucoromycetes, Mucorales, Mucoraceae. Gene Ontology annotation, cellular component: plasma membrane; recycling endosome. Gene Ontology annotation, biological process: vesicle-mediated transport; regulation of endocytosis. The transcript has 7 exons. The coding region runs from base 1 to 639 and encodes 212 amino acids. The record is from RefSeq and is a predicted model, not a curated record. Gene Ontology annotation, molecular function: GTP binding; GTPase activity.
AUGCUAGCAGAUGCUUACGACUUUUUACUGAAAUUGCUUCUAGUUGGUGAUUCUGGUGCUGGAAAGUCUUGCUUGUUACAUCAUUUCUUAGAAAACCAAUUUAAAAAGGAUUCAGUCAACACAAUUGGAAUGGAAUUUGGCACUCGCAUUAUACACAUUGCAGAUAAAAGCAUAAAGCUCCAAAUCUGGGAUACAGCCGGACAAGAACGAUUUAGAUCGUUAACGAAGAGCUACUUUCGAGGUGCGGCUGGAGCGCUUGUGGUGUAUGAUAUUUGCAAUCGAGAUACAUAUUUAGGCGUGCGAUCAUGGUUGACGGAUGUUCGAGCAUUAGCAAAUCCAGAGCUUGUUAUUAUACUGGUUGGAAACAAAAACGAUAAAGACGAAAGGGAAGUGUCGUAUCUGGAGGCCAGUCGAUUUGCUCAGGAACAUGAAAUGAUGUUUUUGGAAGCUAGUGCAUUAUCUGGAGAUGGUGUGGAAGAGAUGUUUUUCAAGUGCGCGAGGUCGAUUUUGAGCAAAAUUGAGACAGGGCAAAUUGAUCCAGAAAGAAGCGGAAGUGGAGUGCAGUUUGGUGAUUCAAGCUUAAGGAGAAUGACUCAACGAACCAGAACAAGGAAGAAGGAGCGAUCAUGCUGCUUUUAA